Molecule: messenger RNA, 735 nt
Organism: Aspergillus tubingensis
Lineage: Eukaryota; Fungi; Ascomycota; Eurotiomycetes; Eurotiales; Aspergillaceae
Product: YukJ family protein
Exons: 1
Coding region: 1-735 (244 amino acids)
Source: RefSeq, a predicted model, not a curated record
AUGCCUGUUCCCCACUACGGUGUCUGGGCUUGUCGCCCGUUUGACUACUACGCCGAGGGCCGUGGCCAGCCCACGCCACACAUCUACCUUUACUUCAGAGAUGACUCCUCUGGCAAGCGCACUGCUGCCAUCAACGUUAAAUCUAACGGCAAAGAAUCUCGUCUGGUCUACUGGGUUGAUAAAGACUUCACCCAUCCGAUGACCGACAAGCUCGACACCCUAGAGCUAGGAUUCCACCUGAUCCAAGAUCCCAACAAUACCCAUAAUAAUGGUAAUCAACAUCGCCAGCAUGACCACCGCCACUUCCGCUAUGAUCACUAUACUCCACAACACGCCGAUCUAGAGGGACUUGACUUCUACCGCACAAAAGGCCUCGUGAACAUUCUUGCCGGCGAGAUCCUGAAGCACGACAUCGACGGGCCUGACAAUGACAUUCUGGAUAAGCUGGAGCCCAUCAUCCAGGAGGCUAUGAAUGAUAAAAAGGCCACUGCGUAUAUAUUCGGCGCGUCGUUUGGAUCUGGAAUCCAUAACAUUCAUAUGAACCAGGGCAGUCUGCCCAAGUAUGACAAUGGGAUUUACUCGGAUGGUGGUUUGUUGUUCAAGUUCUCUGAUGGGCACUGGGAGGCAGUAUUCCUGGCGUUUGCUUCGCAGAGACUUCCUACGGGUGAUGAUGGGGAGGCGGAGAGAGGUAGUGAGAGCUUGUUGCAGAUUAUUCGGGAAGCAGUCGGGUCCUGA